UGGAGGGCUGAAAGCAGCCGCAGGCGGCGCAAGGUCCCCUACGGGGGCGAAGGGGCGGUGGCGGCCGGGCUAGGUCUGGCCGCGCGGACCGAGCUCCUGGCUUGGGCAGGUCCCAGCCACAGGGCAGCCAUGAGCCUGGUAGCCUGCGAGGGCCACCCUGGCCCUCGCUUGGAGCCCGAACCCUGCUCACGAGCACGUUCCCAGGCCCGAGUGUACCUGGAACAGAUUCGCAACCGAGUGGCUCCAGGGGGCCCUGAUGUGACCAAGCGCGACUACCUGGUGGAUGCAGCCACACAAAUCCGGCUGGCCCUGGAGCGUGAUGUCAGUGAGGACUACGAGGCAGCUUUCAACCACUACCAGAACGGUGUGGACGUUCUGCUCCGAGGCGUGCACGUCGAUCCCAACAAGGAGAGAUGCGAGGCUGUAAAGCUGAAAAUUAACAAGUACCUGCGGCGGGCAGAAGAGAUCUUUAAUUGCCACCUGCAGAGGACGCUGGGCAGUGGAGCCAGUCCUGGCACGGGUUUCAGCAGCCUGAGGCUCCGGCCCAUCCGCACACUGAGUUCAGCCCUGGAGCAGCUGAGGGGCUGCAGGGUGGUCGGAGUCAUCGAGAAGGUGCAGCUAGUCCAGGACCCAGCGACUGGAGGGACCUUCGUGGUGAAGAGCCUGUCCAGGUGCCCUGUGGCGAGCCGGGAGCGGCUGACCAUCAUCCCGCAUGGCGUCCCCUACAUGACCAAGCUGCUGCGGUAUUUUGUGAGCGAGGACUCCAUCUUCCUGCACCUGGAGCAUGUGCAAGGAGGCACUCUCUGGUCCCACCUGCUCUCCCAGCUGCACCCCCAGCAGUCUGGGACUAGCUCUGGCUCCAGCCUGGAGAGGAUGAAAGCUCAGCUCAACUCCCGCCUCAGCCUCCAGACCCCAGUGCGGACCCCAGUGCGGUUCCCCCAGGGCCACACCCGCCGGCAGGACGGAAUCCCCCCGAAGCCUUCACGGACUUCUCAGAGCCUCACCCCAGCCUGGGGGCCUGCAUCCCUCAGACCCCAGAGAGAGGCUGAAGGUGAACUCUCAGCCAGGACCAGCCCUUCCCAUUCCUCAGACCUUCCAAGGGCUCCAAGUGGCCACCUGCACCCCCAAGCCAGGAGGGGACCUGGCCAAAGCUCGGACACAGGGUCCGCUUGGGGGAUCCCUUGGGUUCGCGCAGGGGCUGGCCGGGUGCUGGGGGGUUGUGGCCGAGGCAGAGGUGAGAGCCGCCCCUCGGCUGAUGGGGCCAGCCCAGUGUCCAGCGGUGGCGCCUGGAGCGUGAGGGAAGAGCAGGUGAAGCAGUGGGCGGCUGAGACACUGGUGGCACUGGAGGCGCUGCACGAGCAGGGGGUGCUGUGCCGGGACCUCAAUCCCCGGAACCUACUCCUGGACCAGGCAGGUCACAUCCGACUCACGUAUUUUGGCCAGUGGUCAGAGGUGGAGCCCCAGUGCUGCAGGGAGGCCCUCGACAACCUCUACAGUGCCCCAGAGGUGGGUGGGAUUUCUGAGCUGACCGAAGCCUGUGACUGGUGGAGCUUUGGGUCUCUACUGUAUGAACUGCUGACUGGAACGGCACUGUCUCAGAGCCACCCCUCGGGAAUCCAGCCCCACACCCAACUCCAGCUGCCUGAGUGGCUCAGUCGCCACGCGGCCUCCCUGCUAACUGAGCUGCUGCAGUUUGAUCCUACCCGGCGCCUGGGCGCUGGAGGAGGUGGUGUCAACAAACUAAAGUCCCAUCCCUUUUUCAGUUCCAUCCAGUGGAGCAAACUGGUGGGGUAGAAGGGGGUGGAGUAGGCGAUGGAAGCAGCUGGACUGGUCUGGAUCUCUUCUCUUUGCCUGCCACCUUGAGCUGGCCCCUCUAAAUCAGCGGCCCUCAGGCAAAAAACUCAAGGCAGCUGCCUCUCCCAGGCUUCUCCGUUGGGCUCAGACGGCUCAUUCCUACAGCCCAGGAAGGGCCUACAGAGUCCCCAGCCAGUUCUUGGAGAAGCCAUUUCUUGUUGGUGCUGAGGAGGAGGGACAGAGAUGUCAGCUUGGUUGGCAGGCUCCCAUCCGCCCAUCCAUCCUUCACCCAUCAGUCAACAUUCGCCUGCUGAGCGCACACCCUGUACCCUGAACAAGGACCAACCGUGCUAAAGGUGCCUUCCAUUGUAUUGGCUCUGAGCUGCUGGCCACCUGCUGAGCCAUGAGGUUUUGUGACUCCUUAUCCGCCAUGUGCCCCACUCAGGAUAUCUCUGGAGACUCAUCUCAGGAUACUAGUCCACUGACUCAGUGGACCCAAACCAGGGCUGCCCUGGCUGGUCAUCUUAGCCAAGCAGCUAGUGGGCCUCUCCCACCAGAGGCCAUUCCUGCAGGGGGUCAGGAGGCUGGGGAAGCAGGGAAGAAGUCUGUAGUCAGCAUGGGGGGAGGCAGGGAGCAGGAUGGCCCACUCUCAACUCCUGACCAUGACCCUUAUCUUGUGACUGCAGACUUUAGAGAGCAAAGGAAGGGAAGGCAGGAAAAUAAGGAUAAGGAGGAGUCAGGGGAGGGAGGAAGGCACAGCUCUGCCCCUUACAGCAGUUUUGGAAAUAAGGAGCUAGCCCUCUAGUGUGGAAAGGAAAACUGCCCCAUGGGUCUGAGGGGACACAAUUCAGGCUCCAGCCUGAAGCUGCUUAAAGACAAAUUGUACUCAUUAGGAUUCCCUUCUUGGACAUUCGUCCUGUUUACCAUUUUGCAUUUUAGUCUUGAGGGCCCAACUCAAUCCAGUGCCCACUGUGACUUCAUCUCCUUUUGAAGUGAAACCACAAAACAAACACAUGGAAUGAUUGUCCAAACUUUUAGCCAGAAGCAAGAUGUUUCUGGUCUCUCAAGAACUGGGGUAAGUAGUUAGUUACCCCCAAAAAACAAUCCCCUUCAGAGAUUUGGGGUCCCUCUUCUUCAUCAGGACUCAACCUGUCACUUGCGUGUGGCAACUAAACUUCCUUGAACCUCUGCCCCCAACUCCUUCCCUCUGGUGUGUCUCCAAGACCACCAGGUGGCGCCUCUGACGCCAUCCUCCAGUCUGGCUGCAAAGGCCCAGCUUUGCCUGAGGGUAGGACCUGUGUUGUGGGGAGGCCACACUUCUCCGGUCCUCAGGAGUAGUCUGGGGCAAAGGGGACAUGGGGAAGUGCAGCUUUGUACAGUCCUGGCUUUCCCUGGGGUUUGCCCAUAUCCCUCCACCCUCACUCCAAUAAAUCCAGCUGUUACCAACGGU
This is a messenger RNA of Camelus dromedarius (Arabian camel), 3244 nucleotides long. It is a transcript of the gene RPS6KL1, whose product is annotated as ribosomal protein S6 kinase like 1. The transcript is spliced from 11 exons. Lineage: Eukaryota; Metazoa; Chordata; Mammalia; Artiodactyla; Camelidae. Gene Ontology annotation, biological process: protein phosphorylation. The record is from RefSeq and is a predicted model, not a curated record. The coding region runs from base 130 to 1794 and encodes 554 amino acids. Gene Ontology annotation, molecular function: protein tyrosine kinase activity; ATP binding.